Molecule: messenger RNA, 971 nt
Organism: Microplitis demolitor
Lineage: Eukaryota; Metazoa; Arthropoda; Insecta; Hymenoptera; Braconidae
Product: acyl-CoA-binding protein
Exons: 3
Coding region: 345-614 (89 amino acids)
Biological process (GO): fatty acid metabolic process
Molecular function (GO): fatty-acyl-CoA binding
Source: RefSeq, a predicted model, not a curated record
AUUAUUAUCAGAUCUUUCCGCUAUUCUGACAUACACGUUUUAAACACACAUAACAUAUAUAUGCAUAUAUAUCUAUAAGUGUAUACAAUACAUGUAAAAGUUCAAACGGUUCAAACCUUAGAUAUAUCUCUGGUCUGCCACGUUUUUUGUACUCCAAAAACUACUGUUAUAUAUAUCAUAUUUAUAUAAUAUACAUAAUUAAAAAAUUCUAUUAUUUAAUCUUGAUUAAUUUAAUAGUUUACUUAAAAACUUUAAUAAAACAUAUAAAUAGUUAAGUUGUGAUAAAUAAUUAUCAGAAAUAAUAAAUAGAAGAUUUUUGCAAGAUCAUAAAAAAUUAAACCAACAUGUCACUUACUGAGAGAUUUGAAAAAGCUGCUGAAGAAAUAAAAGAAUUGGCAACUACACCAUCCAACGAAGACUUGUUGGAGAUUUAUGCUUUUUAUAAACAAGCUACUGUCGGAGAUUGUAAUACUGAGAAACCAGGUUUCUUUGAUUUCAAAGGUAAAUCAAAAUGGGAAGCUUGGAACUCAAAAAAAGGAAUGAGUCAAGACGAAGCUAAAGAAAAGUACAUCAGCAAAGUAGCCGAGUUGAUUGAAUCUAUUGGGAAAAAGUGAUUUUAAUUAUUUAAUUAUAAUGUUAUCAUUAUAAUUAAACUAAACAAUCACGACCAACAUCUAGAAUCUCAAUAGAAUCACCAAGGAAUUACGCGCAAAUAUAUAUUGCAUAAAAUAAUUUAUAAUAAAUUAUAAAUGUGCUAUUACAAUUAUAAAAAAAAAAUCUACUUUUACAUCACUCUAAUUAGUUUAAUGUGCAAUUAUUAAAAAAUAUAUAAAUAUAUAUAUAAUAUAUAUCAAUUGUUUUGUUAUCUUAUCACAAUUAGCUUGAUUAUUUUUGUAACAAUUUUACAGUCUCGCCUAGCUUUUUUAAAGGAAUUGAUGGAUGUAUAAUAAAUAAAUCAACCAUAAUUAUAU